AUGUCCUUCUCCUCAUCCGAUGACCUCUCCUCCAAAAAUACUCAUAACAAUAAAACCUGGUUCCAGCAGAACAAGCUCGCUUGCGUCGGCGGUCUUUGGCUCACGUGCAUGACCGGCACUUUUUUCUGGCAACACGUGUUGCAAAACUCCAAAACGCGAACUUCCGUGAAAGUUAUUCACUCGCGUUUGUAUUCGCAAGCGAUAACUUUAUCCGCUUUAUUGGCCGCGAGCGGGGUGGAAUAUUACGACCGAAGGUAUAACAACAAAGGACGAGGAGAUGUUGAAAGAACAGAUCCGUUCGAGUAUAAACACAGGAGAGCGGCGGCGGCGAGUACCGAUGCGGCUGCUUCGAGCAGAUGA
Messenger RNA from Bathycoccus prasinos, 360 nucleotides. RefSeq names its product hypoxia-responsive family protein. The coding region runs from base 1 to 360 and encodes 119 amino acids. Gene Ontology annotation, biological process: mitochondrial respiratory chain complex IV assembly. Lineage: Eukaryota; Viridiplantae; Chlorophyta; Mamiellophyceae; Mamiellales; Bathycoccaceae. The record is from RefSeq and is a predicted model, not a curated record. Gene Ontology annotation, cellular component: mitochondrial inner membrane. The transcript has a single exon.